AUGACUACAAAGGAGCACAAGCAGAAGCCGUGCAAACUAAUAGGCCCUAAGCCGCACAAAGAGGUGCCACGGAGCAUCAUCUCCACCGGCCGAGUCGGCACCAACAGAGACCUCCUGGGAUCUGACGGAGAAUUCUUCGGCACAGAUCCUGUGGCACUCGAGGUGCCCAUCGCCAACGGGAGAGAUGAGAAGCUGAACCUGGAUGAGAACGGCUUUUGCCUACUCCCGCACGGUUGGGCACACAUCGACUACUACGACAAUGAAAAGGUCAUCGAGACUUACUACAGUGAGUGUGAGGACAUCGUGCGCAAAGCAACAGGUGCAUCAAGGGCCCUGGCCUUUGAUCACAACAUUCGCGCAAAGCAGCGAAAGCAGGCUGGUGAUCGCCUUCGUGGCGGCAGCGCCGUUCAGGAGCCUCUGGUCAGCUACGGCAUCCACAACGUGGAAGGGCACUUUCUUUCGGGGGAGUUUGGGGGUGCGUCGCAGAGGCUCGGGUUUCGGGUUUCAAGUGAUCUUGGCUUGAACUCUGAUGCUUUCUGCCCAUUUGAGAUUUUCUCGCUUGGAGGUAUCCAACAGGUGCGUUUCGCCACCAUGGAUGGAAACGAUGAUCCCCAGAUGAGCCGAGAUGAGCUCUUCGACGUUGUCAGAGACGGGGACUUUGCCGAUGCCAAGAACGCUUUGGCAAAAUCCCACAUGUCCUGGCGACAUACAGCUUUACGUCAAAAUUUUCUUUUCUUCAUUGCGGCACGGCGCCGCCGGGGCUCCGAGCCAUUGGCGAGGCAGUGCAUUGCUAUGGGGGUUAAUCUGGAAGAGGUUGACCUGAAUGGUCAGACACCUCUUUUCUGGGCUGCAAAGCGCGGCAACUUGGUCAUGAUCAAGUUCCUCCUGAAUCUAGGCUUCUCUGUCAACUACCGAGACAAGACCAGGAAGACGGCGCUCUUCUUCGCCAUCGAGAACG
This is a messenger RNA of Symbiodinium necroappetens, 958 nucleotides long. NCBI's taxonomy places the organism in Eukaryota, Dinophyceae, Suessiales, Symbiodiniaceae. The record is from the annotation of a GenBank genome assembly.